This is a messenger RNA of Hypomesus transpacificus, 992 nucleotides long. Its product is annotated as ephrin A4. Gene Ontology annotation, molecular function: ephrin receptor binding. The record is from RefSeq and is a predicted model, not a curated record. Gene Ontology annotation, biological process: ephrin receptor signaling pathway; axon guidance. NCBI's taxonomy places the organism in Eukaryota, Metazoa, Chordata, Actinopteri, Osmeriformes, Osmeridae. Gene Ontology annotation, cellular component: plasma membrane.
GUUCCAACAUUUUCACUUCAAUGUGGAAAAGGACUUAUUUUAGGUGAUAAUUUCCAAGCGAGUUGAGUUUGUAAGGAUUACACACCAGUCGAUUCCUGGCCUUUGAACCCGUUUCCAAGUUGUAUCACCGCUGUCGGUAAAACCGAUCCUCUGCAGACCCUCUGUGGCCCGCCUGGUCCGCUCCUCGCCCGUUGCAGUGAUGGGUCGCUCUUGGACCUCAAGCUCAUUAUUCAGAGCCAUCGUUUUCCUACUCAGUGUCGUCUCAGCGUUGGCCAAGAGACACGCUGUCUACUGGAACUCCACUAACGCCAGGUUAACAGAAGGCGAUCUGUCCAUCCAGGUGAAUCUGAAUGACUACCUGGACAUCUUCUGUCCCCACUACCCCAGCCAGGAGGGUGGCGCUGCAGGCCAGCCCCAGGUGCUGGCGCUGUACCUGGUGGCGGAGGCAGGCUUCCAGGGCUGCGUGGAGACGAAGGGAGCCAUCAAACGCUGGGAGUGCAACUCCCCCCACGCCCCCUUCGGACCGCUGCGCUUCUCAGAGAAGGUCCAACGCUUCACCCCCUUCUCCCUCGGCUUCGAGUUUCUGCCGGGGCACCACUACUACUACAGCUCUCUGCCGACAGAUGAAGGCCCCCCCCUCCCCUGUAUGAAGCUGCGUGUCAGUGUGUGCUGUGAGCCCACAACAGAGGGCUCCAAGCAAGAGCAAGGUACCCCAGCCUCUCGCAGCCGAGUGGGCUCUCUGAGGCCAGCUCCUCUCUUCCUCCUCCUCCCCCUCUUCCUCUUGCUGUCUGUUCUAAGGGGCCUCUGUUCUGAGGGGCCUCUGUUCUGCGCUGACCUCAUUACUGUCUCUCGUGUUUCCUACACGUAGCACUGCUUCAGAACCUGUCGCCUCACAUCUCCUAGCAGGCUGAGGUCCAUCCCUCACACACACACACACACACACACACCAGCCUGCUGAGGUCCACACACACACACACCAGCCUGCUGAGGUC